GGCAGUCGCAGUACAGUCUAGUACUUGAAGAGAGAAAACCACGGCAUGAUGGUGGUUUUAAUUCGCCGUCCGUCUGUUUCUUGUAUUUAUUAGGAAUGUUUCAGAUAUAUGGAGCUUACAAAACCAUGACUCUUUGUCAGGCGAGUUUCAAAUACUUUUUAGUUCAAUAUUACACAACAUUUAUCAACAAAGGGGCGAUUCUGAGUUUGGUGUUGCUGUACAUUUAUUAAAUUUAGGAUGCGGCUACAUGAGCUACACCAAUUACGUCUGAAGGAGUGUCACUUCCUAUUUGGCAGGAGGUGGAGAUAACGUUUAAGUUUCACCUCCAAUCUCGCGGACCUACGCUUUCUGACAUUUCGUGUCAAACAGGCAAACAGGGGAUUCCCAUUUUGCGAGCUGAUUAAAAACCAGCGACAUAACCUCAUGGUUUUGUUUUUAACACACGUUUGAACGGCUCAGCCAACAGCCACACUUGGCACACAGCGGGCUUCCUUGUUCCUGUUGUAACGAGACUUACCAUUGAAGCGCAACGCACAGCUAUGAAGAGCGUUAUGGGUGAAGAAUCGCAAAAUGCACGCGAAGAUGCCUUCAACGAUUAUUUGAUCUACUACCAGCAGGUUUGGCCGCAGGGCAAUCUUAGCCUCUGCCAGGAGACCGAAGUGGCAGAAAAAGCUAGGCGCUUUUUGCUGACAGAGACCAAUCCAGAUUCAAGGUUCACGGUGUUUGGCUUCUACCGGACUGUCUCCGAAUGCCUAACGGAGGGCAGGAGAGAAUGCCGGGAUGUCCUCAAGGACCUGGUCAAAGCCACUGAAGUUUUGGAGAUGCUCUGUGUCAACCUCUUUCUGUUUCCUUGGAAGAAGGAGAUCAAAACAUUGAAGACCUUCACCGGCCCGUUUGUUUACUGGAUCAAGCCAGUGCUGCCACAAGGCAUGGUCAAAAGUAUCCUGGAGAGUAUAGGAUAUCGCCCGGAGACGGACAUGGAGUACCGGCUGGACGCGAAUGUGGACCCUGGAACGGCCGCCCGGAUGGGCUUCGAGCUCUUCCUGGCCCGGCAGGAGUGCGAGUACCUGCUGGAGGUUAUGGGCCAAAGCGGGUGCUGGGAAUUUGACCCGGUCCUCAUGCAGAGGUUCCCACAGGCCCCCCUUUGCCCCUGCGAGGCCAGCGAAGGUGUGCGGGAGGACCUGGGGGCGGAGCCAGCUCCUGCAGACAGAGAGAAUGCCUCGCUCCACGUCAGCAGGAAGGAGGAGGAGGAGGAGGAGGAGGAGGAAGGGGAGGAGGAGCUGGACAGAGGGCGCUCUCUGGUCGAUCCAGGGGAGGAGGGCCGUCCUGAGGAGGGCCUGACUUCGGCCGGGGCGGCGGGAGGGGGCGACGAGGGUCCGGAAGUUCCCCGGAGCCUGGAGUUCCCGCCCCCGAACGGGGCGGGGGAGCCCGUGGUCGGGCCAGCGCGCAGCCUCCUGACGGACGACGGGUCGAUACGGGAGAUGCGGGAGCAUUACCCCGACCUGACCUUCCGACAGAAGCCUGUGUUCGGGGAGCCGGCGGGCCCGCCCGCGGGGCAGAAGAGGGAGAAGGCGGGACGGAGGACCCCUAAAGGGGGCUCCACGGCGGGCAGCGACCUCUGCGCGGCCCCGUCGGUCGCCAGGCUGCCCGAGUCCCGCCCAAUCGCCGGCGCGACCGCGGGGUCGCCCAAGCCGGGGAGACGCCCACCUGACGAGCACGCCCAGGAGAAAGAGCCCGUGGAAACGGAGACGUGCCGCGCCCAGGGGGCGGGGCCCAGAGCAGCGCAGGGGGCGGGGCUCAUAGGAGCCCAGGGGGCGGGGUCCAGAGCAGCGCAGGGGGCGGGGCUCAUAGGAGCCCAGGGGGCGGCGCCGGAGAGCAGCCAGGCCUCUGCGGACGAGUGCCUGGUCUCCGAGCUGGCCGAGAGGAUGGGCCAAAUGACCGUGCAGGAGCACCGCGCCGACGCCGAGCUCAAGUACCCCGUGGAGGAGACCGCCUGGCAGGACGCCAGGCGUUGCCGCGACGACGACGGCGGCGGCAGAGCCACGCCCCUCGGCUCGCCCAGAGACAAGGCCCAGCCGGUGGCGUGCCACCCUUCCCAGGCCCCCCAGUUCGGCGUCCCCGGCUGCCGCGAGUGCUCGCCGUGCGACGCCAUCAAAGAGCCCCCGCAGUCCUACUACAUCCCACCCCCUUGUGAUGCCAUAUGUGCCCUGCCCCCUUCCCAGGGCCACGCCCAGCAGCCGGAGGAGGAGCUGCUGGAGACGUACGUUUUGGUGGAGCGCGAGCAGAAGGAGGCGUAGCCUCGCCCUGGAGCGCGGGCGCUAGCUCUGCGCUGCCUGAAGGACUGAGGCUUAGAGCCGAACUCAGGCUAAUCAGCGAGCUCUGCCUUUUACAUGUUCUGUUUACCGCUCUAACCCUUCUUAUUGUUAAGAAUAAGUUAGUUCUUUUUUCACUUCAGAUGCCACCUUUGACUUAAGUUCGAGGGUCUGCCAGUCUCAUGCUGGAGUGUCAGUAUUUUGGGGGGGGGGAAACCACACUGUUAUCAGUUCGUCAAAGCUUAGGACAGUGCAUAUUAGUUAUAUUUAAUAUAGGCCACAAUGUGGUAAUUUCACCUACAGAUACAUUGACAUCUACAGGUGAGAUUGGCGCCUGGUCAGUGGCAACAUGCACUAGACUGAGUAUAAUAUACUGACUUUUUGUGGCUUAUAGUUGAUUCAUGUUCAUCAAUGUGUAAUGGCUGUCUUGUACAGGGAAUCUUUACAUUACCAAUUUUUUCUUUUUGCUUUGCACUGUAUCUCAGGUGAAGGAACAUUACAGAUAUCUACACUUUUACAAUGUAUGCUAUUAGGUACUGUAUGUGAGGUGUGAACCGAUAAUGCUGAAGCAAAUUUGCACUUAAAGGGACAGCACUGUUCUCAGUGUUUCAGUUUCUGACCGUGCCUUAGUAUAUUUCUUCUCCAAACCAAAGAUUCUGCUGAUGAUUUUUGUUUGGUGAUUUCAUGACAACUACUGAGUAUCGUGAUUUUCUGAUACGACCCCACAUACGGCGAUAAUCCGUCCGAUGUAAAAGAUUAAAGCCUCUUGGUGCUACACCAUA
Messenger RNA from Anguilla anguilla (European eel), 3094 nucleotides. RefSeq lists its product as uncharacterized. NCBI's taxonomy places the organism in Eukaryota, Metazoa, Chordata, Actinopteri, Anguilliformes, Anguillidae. Bases 540 to 2297 code for a protein of 585 amino acids. The transcript is spliced from 2 exons. The record is from RefSeq and is a predicted model, not a curated record. Gene Ontology annotation, cellular component: cytoplasm.